This is a messenger RNA of Penicillium chermesinum, 882 nucleotides long. It is a transcript of the gene fmaE, whose product is annotated as monooxygenase fmaE. The record is from RefSeq and is a predicted model, not a curated record. The transcript is spliced from 5 exons. Bases 1 to 882 code for a protein of 293 amino acids. NCBI's taxonomy places the organism in Eukaryota, Fungi, Ascomycota, Eurotiomycetes, Eurotiales, Aspergillaceae.
AUGCUGCCGUCUCUUGGCCAGCGAAACCCACUAGGCUCGCCAGAGUCGGGUCGAACCUUGGGACGUAAUCUUCUAAGAGACCAAUUGCCUCUUACCACAUGGAUUCUGAUCGGAGCCGUAGCGCAAAGCGCUGCCGUGCUCCUGAUCCCCAAAGUCUACGCUGUUCUUCCAGCCAUCUUCAUAUUCGCAUACCAAGUGCUUGAUAUCUUCCUGAUGCACAAGGGCUACACACGCAACCGUUUCAUGGAUAAAAUUGUGAAAGGGAAAUUCACGGGUCAGAUACCAAGCAGAGAGGGCGUCUUCAGCAGCAAGCCAUCAAACGAGACGGUGGUAUGCUUCUUACUUAUAGUCCGCGGGAACCACCCGCUUGGAAUCUUCUCAGAGGGAUUCAAGGACAUCAGCAGGCUCGCGAGAGAAAUGUUCAAAGAGCUAAACAAGAACCCCCAUGAGCACGGAUUCCUCGGAUCCAAGGCCCUCCUCGGCGCCGAGGAAAGCACCUCCAAGAACCAUCUCGUCAACCUGAUGUACUUCCGCAGUCUCGAAGACGUCCACAAGUUCGCCCACGGGCCCCUCCACGCAGAAGCCUGGAGGUGGUGGGCAUCAACGGGAAAGAACUACGGCUAUAUCACCAUCGGCCAUGAGCUGUAUGCAUCUACCCAGAACAACUGGGAGAAUAUAUAUGUUGACUCGGAGCUCUAUGGACUUCCAUCGACUGUGACAAGAGUCAAGAAGCUUAGCGAGAAUGGGCAAGAAACGGACGGAGAGUGGGAAAAUGUCCACCCAGUCAUCGAUGCCCGGCGGGGGAAGUUGGCGAAGCAAUACGGCCGAGUGGACAGGACAAGACCUGAUGUCCCUGAGGUGCAGUUUGAUGAAAAGUAUUAG